UUAUAUUGAGUUUUUUUUUUACGUAUCUGCAAAUUAUCGUUGUUUGAGCGAAAGAAAAAUGGAUAUCCUGGAGCCCAGUGAACGGUUCUUUUCACGAGUGCAAAUCGGUUCCCAACGUUCAGCAAAAAGAGCUGUUCGCGAACGACCCAUCACUACCCUGAACACACAGGCCACCCACCCCAAAACUCAAAAGAUCAACAGAAAGCGCGGAUCUCUGUGGACGAAUAAAGUCUGCACAAUGGCAGCUCAGUGCAAAGGCUGUGGACCUGGCUACAAAAGCCCCCUUGAUGCCAUGAAAGGACCACGUGAGGAGAUUGUGUAUCUGCCCUGCAUUUAUCGCAACACCGGCAUCCAGAAACCUGACUACCUUGCCACUGUCGAUGUGGAUCCAAAGUCUCCUACUUAUUGUCAGGUUAUCCACAGGCUGCCCAUGCCCAACCUCAAUGAUGAGCUUCACCACUCCGGCUGGAAUGCCUGCAGCAGCUGCUUUGGGGACUCAUCCAAGAAGCGCAACCGCCUCAUCCUACCAUCGCUUAUCUCCUCCCGGAUCUACGUGGUGGACACUGGUACAGACCCCCAUGCUCCACGGAUCCACAAGAUUGUAGAGCCGACAGAUGUGUUCUGGAAGACUGGCCUGGCAAACCCCCAUACCACGCACUGCCUGGGCAGUGGCCAGAUCAUGAUCAGCAGUAUGGGAGAUCCCUCUGGGAAUGGGAAAGGUGGCUUCAUCUUGCUGGAUGGUGAAACGUUUGAAGUGGUCGGUAACUGGGAGCUGCCUGGUGAGGCCGCGCCUUUUGGCUAUGACUUCUGGUACCAGCCUCAGCACAACGUCAUGAUGAGCACAGAAUGGGGAACGCCCAAAUUCCUGGCCGAUGGCUUUAACCCGGAACAUGUCAAAGAAGGUCGUUAUGGGUCCAUGGUCCACGUGUGGGACUGGACCACUCACAAGCGUCUGCAGUCUCUGGACCUGGGGGAGGAGGGCGCUAUUCCUCUGGAGAUCCGCUUUCUCCAUGACCCUGCCUCCUCGGAGGGCUACGUCGGCUGUGCGCUGGGAGGAAAUGUCUUCCGUUUUUACAGGACAACCAAAGGAGACUGGGCUGCUGAAAAGGUUAUACAGGUCCCAAAUAAGAAAGUGGAGGGUUGGGCUUUGCCAGAGAUGCCAGGCCUGAUCACAGAUAUUCUGAUCUCCCUGGAUGACCGCUUCCUCUACUUCAGUAACUGGCUGCAUGGAGACAUACGACAGUAUGACAUCACAGACCGCAGGCACCCACGUCUGACUGGUCAGGUCUUUUUGGGGGGGAGCAUUCCAAGCGAUGGCCCUGUCAAAGUAUUGGAGGACCCAGAGAAUCAGACCCAACCACCCCCACGCGUAAUUAAGGGAAAGCGGAUCCCAGGGAGUCCCCAGAUGUUGCAGCUCAGUCUGGAUGGGAAGAGACUGUAUGUCACAACCUCUCUCUACAGUGGCUGGGACAAGCAGUUCUAUCCAGAGAUGAUCAAGGAUGGGUCGGUUAUGAUGCAGAUUGAUGUGGACACAACCAGUGGUGGGCUCAAGGUGAAUGAGAACUUCCUGGUCGACUUUGGGAAAGAGCCUCAUGGACCGGCUUUGGCCCAUGAGCUACGAUACCCGGGAGGAGACUGUACCUCAGACAUCUGGCUGUAAAAUUACAGACGGCUACAGUUCUGCCUGUUUCAUUCAUACCAGGUGUGGUUUAAGAUGACCACGCCCCCAAGUAGGGUAGACAGGCCUUGGAGUUUAAAUCAGUCCCAUGCAUAAAUUGCAUACUUUGCUGACUUUAUUCUGAUACCACUGUUUAGACAUUUAUGUACCCUUAGCAUAAAAUGAAUACCGAUGAUUCUUCUGGGGAUGCUUCUCAUUUCUACAAAUACUAAUUCUGUCAUACAAAAGUAUGUGUGUAUGUGCAGUGGGGAGAACAAGUAUUUGAUACACUGCCGAUUUUGCAGGUUUUCCCACUAACAAAG
Molecule: messenger RNA, 1980 nt
Organism: Esox lucius (northern pike)
Lineage: Eukaryota; Metazoa; Chordata; Actinopteri; Esociformes; Esocidae
Gene: selenbp1
Product: selenium binding protein 1
Exons: 12
Coding region: 59-1660 (533 amino acids)
Molecular function (GO): protein binding; selenium binding
Source: RefSeq, a predicted model, not a curated record